AUGACGCUGCGUACCCGCUUUGAGAGCUCCGAUGAUAUUGGUGUCUUCUCUCGCCUCACCAACGCUUACUGCCUUGUGGCCGCUGGCGCGUCGCAGAACUUCUACUCAGUGUUUGAGCAGGAGCUGGCAAACCACAUCUCUGUCGUGUACACGUCCAUCGGCGAUGCCCGCGUGAUUGGCCGCCUCACCAUAGGCAAUCGCCACGGGCUCAUCGUACCGUCGAUUACGACAGAUCAGGAGCUACAGCACCUCCGAAACUCGCUACCCGACUCCGUGAAGGUGCAGCGCGUCGAAGAGCGUCUCUCCGCCCUCGGCAACUGUGUGGUUUGUAACGACCAUGUAGCGCUCAUCCACACGGACCUGAGUCGUGAGACGGAGGAGGUGAUACGUGACACUCUGCAGGUGCAGACAUUCCGCACCUCCAUUGCGGAAAACGCCCUGGUCGGUAGCUAUGCCGUAGCCACGAAUAAGGGUUGCAUGGUGCACCCCAAGACCCCUGCACAGGACAUGGACGAGAUUUCGUCUCUCUUGCAGGUACCGGUAGUGGCGGGCACGAUCAACCGCGGCAAUGCCGCCAUCGGCUCUGGCCUUGUAGUGAACGACUGGGCCGCAUUUUGCGGUCUGAACACGACAGCGACAGAAAUCACCGUUGUGGAGCGCAUCUUCCAGUUGCGCCGCGAGACCGUCGGUGGUGACGAGGGCAACUUACUGCAGAACGUUCGUGAAACCCUGGUGGACGAGCUGGCGUAA
Leishmania braziliensis MHOM/BR/75/M2904 is the source of this 750-nucleotide messenger RNA. Its product is annotated as putative eukaryotic translation initiation factor 6 (eIF-6). Gene Ontology annotation, biological process: ribosomal subunit export from nucleus; assembly of large subunit precursor of preribosome; maturation of 5.8S rRNA. Lineage: Eukaryota; Euglenozoa; Kinetoplastea; Trypanosomatida; Trypanosomatidae. Bases 1 to 750 code for a protein of 249 amino acids. Gene Ontology annotation, molecular function: ribosomal large subunit binding. The record is from RefSeq and is a predicted model, not a curated record. Gene Ontology annotation, cellular component: nucleolus; preribosome, large subunit precursor; cytosol. The transcript has a single exon.